AUGGCGCCGCCGCCCCGCACCGGCCACCCCCGGUGCCGCCGCCUCCCCGCCGAGGCCCCGGCCCCGCUGGCGGCCCCGGCCGAGCGCGCUGAUCCCGCCGAUCCCUCCUCCUCUUGCUCCCUGGAGCGCGGGGGGAGCUCCGGCACGGCCCCCGGGGGCAGCUCCGGCACGGCCCCCGGGGGCAGCUCCGGCACGGCCCCCGGGGGGAGCCGGAGCCUGGGACCGGCGUGGACAGCCACGGAAUCGAUAGGGUUGGACUGGGCGUCUGGAGUCCGUACAGUUCAACCCCUCCGCCCAAGGCAGGGCCACUUGGAGGGGGUGACACAGGAACGGGUCCGGGUGGGUUUGGAAUGGCUCCAGAGAGGGAGACUCCACAACCUCCCUGGGCAGCUGUUCCAGUGGUCUACUGCCCUCAAUGUAAAGGAGUUCUUCCUCAAGUUCAGGUGGUACUUGUUGUGUUUGUGUUUCUGGUCAUUGCUCCUUGUCCUAUCACUGGGCAGCACUGAAAAGUGCCUGGCACCAUCCUCUUGGCACCUGCCUUUGAGAUAUCCUUGUGCAUGGCUGAGGUCCCCUUCAUUUUUCUCCAGACUAAACAGGCCCAGCUCCCAGGAUCUCUUGAGAGAGAUGCUCCAGCCCCCUCACCAUCUUUGUGGCCCUUCACUGGACCCUCUGCAGGAGCCCCUCGCCUUUCUAGUGCUGAGGAGCCCAGACCUGCACCAGGACAGACCAGGAGGAAGAAGGGGGUGUACAGACCUGUUCCUUACAGUAACCCUCAUCUCCAGAGAGGUACCUGCCCUUCUCUCCAAGCAAAACUACAGUUGCACCACUUUAAGGUGA
Vidua chalybeata is the source of this 837-nucleotide messenger RNA. RefSeq lists its product as uncharacterized. Bases 1 to 837 code for a protein of 278 amino acids. The transcript is spliced from 3 exons. The record is from RefSeq and is a predicted model, not a curated record. NCBI's taxonomy places the organism in Eukaryota, Metazoa, Chordata, Aves, Passeriformes, Viduidae.